Molecule: messenger RNA, 3382 nt
Organism: Folsomia candida
Lineage: Eukaryota; Metazoa; Arthropoda; Collembola; Entomobryomorpha; Isotomidae
Exons: 5
Coding region: 703-3159 (818 amino acids)
Source: RefSeq, a predicted model, not a curated record
UUCGUUUGACGAGUGUACGUAACCAGUAAAAAUGUCAAGUGCACAUUUGUUCAACAAAUGCAUUGUUAAAUCAUUGUAUUUGCAAAAUGCUCACUAGUUAUUGGUAAACAAACGUCAUGUUAUGAUUGUCAAAAGAAAAAAAAUAAGAACAGUAUUUCAGCAACUCUUCGUCUCAUACACGUAUUUAGUUGAAAUAAAAAAACGUGUAACGUUCAUUUCAUCACGCAUCCCAAUAAAAUUGAUUUUCAUACUUUGCUCACUUCGUUUGACACGAUUUAUUUGUAUCAUUGAUCAGGAACUAUUGACGGCCUACAACUUUUGUGGUACAACCGGUACAACACGCAAGGGAAAAAUAAACUUUUGAAUUAUCCAAUAAUAAUGGCUUGCCAAAUCGAUAAUAAACCUAGUUUUCUGCACAAAUAUAUUUUUUCAUCGGAUUGUUAAUCCUGGAUAAUGGUUAUUAGCAUUCGGUGUCUAUUUAAUUCUGUCGCAGGUGACACGUGUGACGUUGUGUAUCGUUAGUUUUUUGUAGUGAUCCGUGUAUAGUUCCGUCAAAACGUUGUGACAGGUAGUUUUAGAUAGUUUCCUGGAAUAAGUUGACCCUUGGCAUGAGUGACAAGAGAAGUAUGACCUUAACUGAUUGCCUAGUUUUGUUUGAUGCCAGUUAAGAAUACAUAUAUACAAACACGAAAAGGGAGUUAAAUGUCGCCAGAGUCGGAAGCACUGUUGUUGGACUGCGACACUGACGAAAGGAGUGGUUCACAUCACCAGAGGAGGAGCAGGUCGCCUAAUGGAACUUACCAUCGACACCGGCACAAAUUGCUGUUCGGAGCUCUCGUCCUCCUCUCCGUCAUUACUUAUCUGGUCUCCAUCAACGUGUUUCAACUGCCACCAUUCGGGGAAAUUAUGGUAGUUGUGCCACAGAAUCCGUUUACCACGGAACAGAGUCAAGCCGUUGAUCAAAGUACAAUUGAAUCACCCAGCAGUACUGAAACUUCUCCCCCUGACACGUCCAUUGUCUCACCGGACGAAAUUCCAGAAUCGUCGCCCACAACGCCAGACAACUAUGAAUCGAGUACUAGUCAACCCGUUCAGCAUAGCACGGAAGGAAAUGCAAUAUCUACAACACUUGAAAAAACUGAGUCGAACCAAAUUACGACGCCCACACAGAUAACAUCGCCAGCGCCAACCAACGCUCCUACACCCGAGGAAUCCAAAGAGGUUGCGACAACCCCUGAGCCAAGUGACGAUGAAACCGACAUGGGCGAAUUGGCUGAGACAGAGUCCACUGAGGAAGAGUCAUAUUCAUCAGACUUUCUGACGAGAGGGAGCAACGUUACUCAUCCAGCUUGUAAAAUCCCCAAACUGGACCCCUUCCAUUCGUCCAUACGAAACAUAAGUAGCGAAAAAUAUUCCCCAGCGAAAUGUAGAAAGAAAUUUAGUUUGAUGUUCGAGAUUCACAUCGGGAACGAGUCGUCAACACUGACUCAACUAAAAUCUUCUGAAAAGACGGGUUGGAAAGAUUGUUGUUACAAAUUAGUAUUCAGGGAUCCGAAAAAGUCGGACGACGAUAGUGAAAUCUUUUCCAAGAAGUGUUACCCCAUCAGAAAGAAGAGACUCGUAAUUCCACCCACGCACGAGUUUAUUACCAUCUUCUGCAAUUCGACAACAAAUUCGAGCAUUAGAGAGACCAUGGUGGAUGCAUUUGCACUGGCCCCGUUAAAACCACUGGUCGAGGAGCGAUUAGAAAAAGUAUUGAAUUUUUCCAACGUUCAUAACACGUCGAAAGUUGUGGCGACAGAACAAAUCAAUUUAGUGGUGUUGGGUUUGGAUGCAGUUUCUCAUAUGAAUUUCCAAAGAAUUAUGCCCAAAGUGCAUAAGUACUUGAUUGAACAGUUGUCAGCUUAUUGGCUGGACGGAUAUACUAAAAUUGGAGAUAAUACGUAUCCAAAUUUGUUGGCAAUGUUGACUGCGCAAACUGUGAACGAAACCGAAGCGUCAUGCUCGAAGGAGAAAUAUUAUGAUGACUGCCCCUUCAUUUGGAAACUGUUUGCAAAACAGGGUUACCGAACAGCUUACGGGGAGGAUUCUACGUGGAUGGGAAUCUUUGCCUAUCUCAAAAAUGGUUUCAAACAAGCUCCGACGGACUACUACCUCCGACCAAUUAGCAGAAUGGCUGAAAAGCAUAUUAAGGCCGAUAAGCGUGGAAACCCGCACAUUUGCUACGGGCCGAGACUCUCGUUCGAGUUUCUGUUGAAUCACAUGAAAUCUCUGGCUUCCACGAUGGGCCAGAAGAAGAGGUAUUUCCAACUCAUCUGGGCCACCUCUCUAACUCACGACUACGUAAAUCUUGGUCGGAUGGGAGAAAAGCCCUUGCUCAAUUUUAUUCAGUGGAUGGAGAAAGAAGGUCACUUGAACAACACGGCCUUCCUACUGACGAGUGACCACGGGAUUCGUUGGGGUCCGAUGAGGUCCACUGCUCAGGGCAAAGUGGAGGAAAACAUGCCGCUCUUCUACAUUCUCCUCCCAGAAUGGUUCCGACGCAAAUACGCGUCAGCGGUGACGAAUCUGCUCGACAACAGGGCUCGACUGACGACGCCGUUCGAUGUCCACGAGACUUUUCUGGAUCUCUUGGACUUGAGCAGCAUUGGGGAUGAUAAUCUCAAGAAACGGACCAAGGAGUUGGCUGCUCUGGAUGCGGCCAAGAAACUCAGCCGUGGAAUUAGUCUGUUUCUCCCAAUACCGGAGAGCAGGACAUGCAAAGUAGCAGAAAUUGCAGAACACUGGUGCGUUUGUCAUAGCACCAAAGUUGUUCAAGUUUCGGAUGGGGAGGUUCAGCAGGCAGCAAACUACGUUGUGUUUGCUCUCAACUCAUUUGUGUCCAAAUAUCCAAAGUGUGCCUAUCUUGCCCUCCACUCGGUGCAAUAUGCCUUGCUCGUAAUCCCUGCAAGCGUUGCGAAAAAGUCGUCUCAUCAAAAGACGUUUGAAUUGUCGUUCAGGACGGCGCCAGGGAACGCGACUUUCGAUGCCACCGUUGUUCGUAAUAAGAAAAAUCAGUGGAGCGUGUCCGGCGUAAUCAGUCGGACCAACCUGUACGGCAAUCAGAGUUUUUGCGUGGACAGCACGGACAUGAAAAAGUAUUGUUACUGCCUCACAUAAAGGGCUUUCUCCCAUAUUUUGCGUGAUUUCUGUGAUAUUAUUAAAGACUCGGUUAAAGCCUGGGCAAUUACAUAUUAAACUAUUACUCAUUCAUAUCACUAAAUGUAUGUACGUAAGUGAAUGUAAGGUUGCUGCCAGGGCUUCUGCUUGAAUUACUUCUAGAAUUCAUUAUAUGCAUUGCAUACGUAUGAGCGACAAUAUACAAUACUAUUUAAAAUAAAAG